Branchiostoma belcheri (Belcher's lancelet) is the source of this 2586-nucleotide messenger RNA. RefSeq names its product arylsulfatase B-like. The transcript has 8 exons. The record is from RefSeq and is a predicted model, not a curated record. Bases 48 to 1598 code for a protein of 516 amino acids. NCBI's taxonomy places the organism in Eukaryota, Metazoa, Chordata, Leptocardii, Amphioxiformes, Branchiostomatidae.
AUAGCUAACAUGCGGCAGGGCUUUAAACAGGUCAGAGGUCAGUAGCGAUGGCGCCUUCCUCAAGUUGGUGUUCGAUGGGUUUCCUCCGUUCUCGGCUCUUCCUUGCCUUCCUGCUCCUUGUUUGCGUGUCAAAUGGAGGGAAAACCUUUGCCCAGUCCGCCAGCGGCAAGCCCAACAUAGUCUUCAUCCUGGCAGACGACUACGGUUGGAACGACAUCGGCUACCAUGGCUCGGUGAUCCGCACUCCUAACUUGGACAGACUGGCAGCAGAAGGUGUAAAACUGGAGAACUACUACAUCCAGCCCAUCUGUACCCCGUCCAGAAGCCAGCUGAUGACAGGGAGGUACCAGAUACAUUUUGGUCUCCAGCACAGCAUCAUCUGGCCUCCCCAGCCCAGCGGCCUCCCCCUGGAUGAAGUGACUCUCCCCCAGCGGCUGAAGGACAGCGGAUACUCCACUCACAUUGUGGGCAAGUGGCACCUGGGCUUCUACAAGGAGGAGUACACACCCACACACAGGGGCUUCGAUACCUUCUAUGGCUUUUUGACAGGCAGUGAACACUACUACAGCCACAGGACGCCGGGCAGCAUGAAGGGGUGGGACGGGCUGGACCUGCGGGACCAGGACAGGCCCGUCCUGGACCAGAACGGAACUUACUCCACAAACCUGUUUGCAAACAAGGCCAUAGAGAUCAUCGCACAACAUGACAAGAGCAAGCCCAUGUUCCUGUACCUGCCGUUCCAAGCGGUCCACGGCCCGUUACAGGCCCCGCAGAAGUACAUCUCUAUGUACAGACACAUCAAGGACAGGGACAGGCGCGUCUACGCAGCCAUGACGUCUGUCAUGGACGAGGCAGUCGGGAACAUCACCGACGCUUUAAAACAGUACGGGCUGUGGGACAACACCGUGCUCGUCUUCUCUACUGACAAUGGAGGGCAGGUGUUGAUGGGAGGCAACAACUGGCCCCUGAGGGGAUGGAAGGGCUCACUCUGGGAAGGGGGGAUCCACGGAGUCGGCUUUGUGAACAGCCCGCUGAUCAAAGCAAAAGGCCGGACCAGCGACGCCCUGAUCCACAUCUCUGAUUGGUUCCCUACUCUGGUGGGGCUCGCUGGCGGCUCCACCAAUGGGACGAAGCCGCUGGACAGCCACGACGUCUGGGAAGCCAUCAGUGAAGGAAAGCCCUCCCCGAGAAAGGAGAUCCUCCACAACAUUGACCCUCUGUUCCGCACCAUCUACUACCUGCCUCCCCACCAGUGGGGUGACAACACCUUCAACACCUCCAUGCACGCAGCCAUCCGCUCAGGAGACUGGAAACUCCUCACAGGCUACCCAGGAAAUGGCUCAUGGAUGCCGCCGCCAUCAUCAGACCAGAUCUGCGAAGAAUCGGACGACCCGCCAGGCAAACACCUCUGGCUGUUCAACAUCCGGGAGGAUCCAGAGGAGAGAACAGACCUGUCCAAGAAAUACCCCCUGGUGGUGCAGGAACUGUUGGAGAAGCUGGCUGCGUACAAGAAGACCGCAGUGCCGCCAUUUUACCCAGACCGCGACCCCAGGGCAAACCCUGCCCUACAUGGGGACGUGUGGUCACCUUGGCAGUGAAGGUCAAACUGCACUGAUGCAAGAACUUUACAAUAUCUGAUAUUUUUUAGGAAAAAUGGUGGGAUGAGGGGAAAGCAAUGGAGCUGAAAACAUACACAAAUUAUUGGAUACUCAAAACCUUUCAGUAUUUUACUAGUACUGUUGCAAAGUCCUUAGCUAUUUUUAAACAAUGGAGCUGAAAAGAUACAACACAAAGUAUUGUAAGCAAUAGUGGGUACUCAAAACCUUUUUAUUAAUACUGAUGCAAAGUAUACACAAGAGAAGUAUUGUAAGCAAUAUUGGUUGUUGAAAAUCUGAAGUAUUAUCAUAUAGUUACAUGUAUAUGUCAUGGUGAUAUUUUUUUGUUAUUGUCACUCAGAGCAACAGCCUCUCUUACCUCUUCAUUGCAAUAAGGUCUCUUGUAUGUUGGAGCAAUAUACCUUUUAUGCAAUUUCAUACAAGAUUACAGUAUAUUAGAUUGUACUUAAAACUGACAAGUCACUUAUAUAUGUUUAUGAGAUUAUGUGAGAAAAGUUGUUUAAGGUUCAGAUGUUACAGUAUUUCCUUUCCUUUUGUUAGAAUAUUUUCAUAUUGUACAACACAAUUGUCACCAAUAGGGUCUGUAUAAGGCCUAUCAUAUUUUGCAGAAUAAAACAGCUAUCAAUGUUGAUGGUUGACUUUUAUCACAGUUUGAAUCAUGCAAAGUGUGAUAAUGAAAGUCUCUAGUUCAAAGACUCUGAUUUCUUUAAGCUGGCAGACCAAAGGCCAACAUGAGAGGGGUAUAUAGUAGAGUGGAUUCAUUCCUCAAGCUAACCAACAUCUCGCACACGCAGUCAUCCCUCAGUAAGACACCUGGAGCUGCAUAGUUCCCGUUUAGAAACUUUUCAGCCUGUGACACCAACAUGGGAGGAGAAUCCACAGUCUGUGACCUGUACUACUAAGUAGUACUAAAUAGUCUAGCAUUGUGCUUACACUGUUACUUUUGAAGAUUUAAUAGAGGAUAAAAGAA